Messenger RNA from Perognathus longimembris pacificus (Pacific pocket mouse), 570 nucleotides. RefSeq names its product interferon alpha-3-like. Gene Ontology annotation, biological process: B cell differentiation; cytokine-mediated signaling pathway; B cell proliferation. The record is from RefSeq and is a predicted model, not a curated record. Gene Ontology annotation, cellular component: extracellular region. NCBI's taxonomy places the organism in Eukaryota, Metazoa, Chordata, Mammalia, Rodentia, Heteromyidae. Gene Ontology annotation, molecular function: cytokine activity; type I interferon receptor binding. The transcript has a single exon. The coding region runs from base 1 to 570 and encodes 189 amino acids.
AUGGCCCUGCCCUUGGUCUGCCUGGUGAGCCUGCUGAUGCUCAGCUGCAGGGCAACCUGCUCCCUGGGCUGUGAGCUGCCUCCCACCCACAGCCUGGGGAACAAAAGAGCCUUGCUCCUCCUGGGACAGAUGAGGAGAACCUCACUGUUCUCCUGCCUGAGGGACAGAAAGGACUUUGGAUUCCCCCAGGAGGCCUUUGAUGCAGAGCAGGUCCAGAAGGCUGAAGCCAUCGCUGUGCUCCAUGAGAUGACCCGGCAGAUCUACAGCCUCUUCAGCACAAAGAGCUGGCCUGCCCCUUGGGAGAAGAGCCUUGUGGCCACACUGUGCACUGGCCUCUCUGCCCAGCUGCAUGAGCUGAGAGCCUGUGUGGCCCGGGAGGAGGGAGAGGAAGCGCAUGCCAUGGUGCUUGAGGACUCCACGCUGGCUGUGAGGAGACACUUCCACAGGAUCUCUCUCUACCUGCAGGAGAAGAAGUUCAGCUCUUGUGCCUGGGAGGUUGUCAGGGCAGAAAUCAUGAGAUACUUCUCUUCAUCAGCAAAUCUUCUAGAAAGCAUAAAGAGUGAAGAAUGA